CCAGCCGGGCGCUCAAUGAGUGGCGGCAGCAGCAGCAGCAGCAGCAUGCGCGCCCGGGCCGCGCUCCUGCUCGCUCUCGGGCUCGCCGCGGAGCUGGUGGCCGCGGGUGGAAAGAAACCCUAUCACGGGCCGUGUGGGGGCCGAGAUUGCAGUGCGGGCUGCAGAUGCUUUCCAGAGAAAGGUGCUCGUGGUCGGCCAGGGCCUGUUGGGACCCAAGGACCCAUAGGUGCUCCAGGACUUACUGGACCAGAAGGCUUGCCAGGGGCCAAAGGUGAGAAAGGGGCAAUGGGCCCUUCUGGACCAGCUGGACAGAAAGGAGAUAAGGGCCCAAUGGGUGUUCCUGGAUUUCAAGGCAUCAACGGGGUUCCGGGGCACCCUGGUCAGCCAGGACCCAGAGGUCUACCUGGCCUUGAUGGCUGUAAUGGCACUAUUGGGAGUCCUGGUGUGCGUGGGGAGGAUGGACUUCAUGGUAUACAGGGGCCACCUGGCCACCCUGGUCUAAAAGGUGCAAAAGGAGAACCUGCUUAUGCUCAAGGUGGCCGUAAAGGAAUGAAGGGUGAAAAUGGUCUUCCUGGAUUAGAUGGGAUUUCUGGUCCAAAAGGUUUGCCAGGCCCAGCAGGUUCUGCAGGAUCUAUAGGAUUGCCAGGCUUGCAGGGUCCACUGGGUCCACCAGGGCUACCAGGGCCAAAAGGUAACAUGGGAUUAGGUUUCCAGGGGGAGAAAGGAGAAAAGGGAGAUGUAGGGCUGCCUGGUCCUCCAGGCCCCCCACCAUCCACUGGUAUCCUAGAGUUCAUGGGAUUUCCUAAAGGCAAACAAGGGGAUCAGGGUGAGCCAGGCCCAAAAGGAUUCCCUGGGAUUAUAGGACUGCCUGGCCUGCCGGGUAUUGGAGGUGUUGGAGAGAAAGGAGAAAAGGGUGUCCCUGGUUUGCCUGGCAGCAGGGGCUUUUCAUCUUUGGAUGGAUCUGAUGGAAUUCCAGGGAGAAAGGGUCAUCCAGGGAUCCCAGGUUUUCCUGGGCUUGAUGGAGCAGAAGGAAUGAAGGGUGAAUUAGGUGAUCCUGGUCCUCCAGGUCCACCCAUCUAUCUUGAUGGCGAAGGUGUUGUCAUCUCAGGUUUCCCUGGAGAUCCUGGAACUCCAGGAAUCCCAGGCCCUCAAGGAGAUAAAGGGAUAAGUGGCUUACCAGGCCUUCCUGGUGCUGCAGGUGUUACACCCUUUGAUCCAGAUUCAGCUGGCCCCAUGGGGAUUCCAGGUACUUCAGGACUGAAGGGUGAACCAGGGGUCCCAGGCAAAGUAACAUUUGGAUUACCAGGCACACCAGGGAGUGAUGGCUUUCCAGGUCCACCAGGACCUCCAGGAUUGCCUGGCAUACUACGUCCUGGACAGCUACCAGACGUGAUACUGGAGGGAGAGCCUGGAAAACCAGGAGUACCUGGACAACGGGGGCCACCUGGAACUAUGGGUCAAAGGGGAUACAAAGGAGAACCGGGUGAUUGUGCUUGUGAUGGAGGAGUAAGCAUACCUGGCCCUAGAGGUGAAAUAGGCCUUCCAGGUUUACCAGGAAGUCCUGGCAGACCUGGACCAAAGGGCUCCAGAGGAGAUUCAGGCACAGUGGGUGUCCCAGGGCCACGAGGCCCAGUGGCUUCAUCUGGACAACCAGGUCCUCCAGGUCCCAAGGGAGAAAAAGGGGAGCCAUAUUUUACAACAGAUGGUGGCAUCCGGGGGGAUCCUGGUGUGAUAGGACCUAGAGGACCUUCUGGUAUCCCAGGAACUCCAGGCCAAGAUGGUCUCCCAGGCUUGCCAGGUCGGCCAGGACCUCCAGGUGAUGACGGCCUAGGUUUUCCAGGUGAAAAAGGUCUGCCAGGAUUACCUGGUCCCAAAGGCCGUCGUGGGGAGAGUGGUCCUCCCGGCAUUGGUUUCCCAGGUCCUACUGGAGUUCGAGGGCCUCCUGGUGACCCAGGAAUAGAUGGAUUUCCAGGACAGCCAGGUCUUCCAGGUCCUCCAGGUGACUGCUGCUGCGGUGAGGAGGUUGGUAAAGGAGUCUUAGACACAGAGGGAGGUAUCACCUUACCCUGUGUUUUUCCUGGAGCAUUUGGUAACCCUGGAUCUCCGGGCCACCCAGGAUUACCAGGUCGCAAAGGCAGCAAAGGAUUUCCAGGUAUUUCAGGCCAGCCUGGAUUAUAUGGAUCAAAAGGACAACUAGGUUCUCCUGGGUUAGUAGGACCACCAGGUGUUCCAGGCUUUCCUGGGAUCCGAGGAGAUCAGGGCCCACAGGGACUUCCAGGACUUGAUGGGACAGAUGGUUUACCUGGAAAGGCAGGAACCCCAGGAUUAGCAGGUGCAAAAGGAGCCCUUGGUGAAGUGUUUGAUGCUGAAAGUGGAGCUCUAGGUGAGCCUGGAGUGCCUGGAUUCCCAGGAGAUAAAGGGCUUGCUGGGGAACCUGGAUUUCCUGGACUGAAAGGUGUGGAUGGAAGGCCAGGCUUACUGGGCAUUAAGGGCGAACAGGGUAAUCCUGGCCUUCCGGGCAUUGUUGGAGUGCGAGGACCUCCUGGACCUGGGGGUCCAUUUGGCAUUAAAGGAAAACCAGGGACAGUUGGAACAGUUGGCCUCACAGGAUCACCAGGCUGUCAAGGGCUUCCUGGAGCACAAGGACCGACUGGUGAUGCAGGUCCCCCAGGCCCUGCUGGUAUGAAAGGCUUCCCGGGUCUUGAUGGUGUUCUAGGACCUCCUGGAGAAAGAGGAUUCCUAGGGCCACCUGGGCCUUCUGGUGGAGAUGGACGUCCAGGCUUCCCCGGACGAAAAGGUGAAAAGGGCUCCCCUGGUCUGAUUGGCUUCCCUGGCAUGCCAGGCCCAUCUGGCAGCCCUGGGCUGAGUGGUUUGAAGGGAAGUCUUGGUACAACUGGCAGGAAAGGAAAUGCUGGAAUUCCUGGACCUCCUGGUCAAAAAGGUGACAGGGGUGACCCCGGUCCACCUGGUCCCCCUGUUCUGAAGCCUCAAGAACUGGUGCUGGCAUUCAAGGGAGACAAAGGAGAUCCUGGGUUAGCUGGACUGGAAGGAUUCCCGGGACCUAGAGGUGAUAAAGGAUUCCGUGGAACCCGGGGGAAACCUGGUCUGCCUGGUUCACGUGGGCUACCAAGCAGGGAGAGAGGCUUAGCAGGUGAUCCAGGUCUCCCUGGCUCCUUUGGACAACCUGGCUUUCCUGGACAGAGGGGAGUAGCUGGUAUCCUAGGAUUCCCAGGAAUGCCUGGGGAAAGUGGUUCGGAGGGUAUCUCGGGAGCAUCAGGAUUCCCAGGGACUACUGGCUCCAUUGGACCGAAGGGUGAUCGGGGGGAGUCGCUUGGAAUUCCAGGUGAACCAGGAGCUAAAGGAGAACGAGGGAAUCCUGGAUUUCCAGGUGAAAGAGGGAAAGAAGGACCAAAGGGAGAACCAGGAUACCCAGGAAGCACUGGAACGAAUGGCCUUAAAGGAGUCCCAGGGGACCUUGGCCUUCAAGGACCACCAGGAAUCCCUGGAAGUGCUGGGCUGAGAGGAAACACAGGUCUUCCAGGUCUUCCAGGGCAACCUGGUUCUGUAGGAUUCAUCGGACCUCUUGGGGUUGUGGGACCAAAAGGUUUUCCUGGAUUUCCAGGCUUAAAUGGUCUGAACGGCUUGCCAGGCACAAAAGGGUCACCUGGAACACCAGGCUUAAGUGAACCUGGAUUGCAAGGCCCUGCAGGACUUCCAGGUCCUAAGGGUGAAGAAGGUCCUCCAGGAGCUGGCAUAGGAACUCCAGGACUCCCUGGGCUGAAAGGAUCCUCAGGAGACAUGGGUCUACCUGGCCCUGUGGGGCUGCCUGGUCUACCAGGAGCUCCUGGCAUCUCUAUUCCUUCUGACAUACGUGGGAGACGGGGUGAUCCUGGCCGUCCUGGAGUCAAUGGGAGUCCAGGUCUUCCUGGCCCCCCUGGCCCCCCAGGGCCCCCUGGCCCAGCAUCUGAUCAAGGUGAUACAGGCAUUCCAGGUGUCCCUGGUGUUUCUGGUUUCCCAGGCCCAAAAGGUGACAUGGGGCUUCCUGGGCCAACUGGAAUCCCAGGAGCUUCAGGACUCAAAGGUGCCCGGGGAGAGCCAGGUUUUAUGGGGAUGCCAGGGAAAGAUGGGUUUCCAGGGGAUGCUGGUCACCCUGGGCUGAAAGGGGACACUGGCCGUCGAGGUCCCCCAGGUCUACCUGGUGCUCCGGGCCUAACACCAAAGCCAGAAGAAGUUGUAGUUCCCCCUGGUAUAAUAGGUCUGCCUGGGAUUGAUGGUGUCCCCGGUUUUGCUGGAGAUCCUGGGAUUCAGGGACCACUUGGGAAGCAAGGUCCAAAAGGUUUACCAGGCAGAUCUGGUCUGAAAGGACGUGAUGGUUUAUCUGGACCACGCGGCAUAGUUGGAGAUCCAGGAUCUCCAGGUAUCCCAGGACAACAAGGAUAUGAAGGUGUCUCUGGAAAGCCCGGCCCUAUUGGUUUGCCUGGAAUGCCUGGUCGGAGCAUAAGCGUUGGUUACACUUUAGUGAAACACAGCCAGUCAGAACAGAUCCCACCAUGCCCAAUAGGAAUGAAUAAGCUCUGGGAUGGUUACAGCUUGUUAUACGUGGAGGGGCAGGAAAAGGCGCAUAACCAGGAUCUUGGUUUUGCUGGCUCCUGUUUGCCUCGCUUCAGCACCAUGCCAUUUAUUUACUGUAACAUUAAUGAAGUGUGCUACUAUGCCAGUCGAAAUGACAAGUCCUUCUGGCUGUCCACCACUGCUCCCAUCCCUAUGAUGCCCGUGACCAGCUUCCAGAUUGCACAGUAUAUCAGUCGUUGCUCAGUAUGUGAAGCACCUUCCCAGGCUAUCGCCAUCCAUAGCCAGGACAUAACCAUUCCACAGUGCCCUGCUGGCUGGCGCAGCCUUUGGAUUGGAUACUCUUUUCUCAUGCACACAGCAGCUGGUGCAGAAGGAGGUGGCCAGUCCCUUGUCUCACCUGGCUCUUGCCUGGAAGAUUUCCGUGCUACUCCUUUCAUCGAAUGCAAUGGUGCCAGAGGAACCUGCCAUUAUUUUGCAAACAAGUACAGCUUCUGGCUGACAACUGUUGAGCAGAACCAGCAGUUUGUCGGUGCUCCUCCCUCAGAAACUCUGAAAGCAGGGCAGCUUCGAACACGAGUGAGCCGUUGCCAAGUAUGCAUGAAGAACUUGUAGCAAAACCAAAUGAAACAGCAACAGAAAACUUCCGAGUCCAAACCUCAGUGAUUUGAAGAAAUAGGAAACAGAUCAGCCUUUUCUGUGCUGGGUUUUAUGGAUGGGUUAUGACAGUCAAGAACGUAUGGAAACUGUCUGCAAGUCCAUGAGGAACAUGACUUAACACAGAAGAAAAGAGGGAUACACUAAUGCUCUGAAAGCUGUUUUAUGGAACAUGGUGCUUCAUAUUUGUUUGUCUGUUCCUGGCUACCUCAGAAAGUGUCUGUGCCUUUCAUUUAGUUUACACAGUGAUAGAUAUUUCACAUUACACUGCCCAUCUGUUCUAGGUGCUCUUCUUUGGCUAGUUAAGAGGGUGUUUUUUUAAACAAGUUUGUUUCACUUAUGAAUUGUCUUUGCAGAAAAAGCACCUGAUCUGGCUUGAGGAAAUGGACCUUGAUUUUGCAAUGAAAUGUGCAACUGAAGUAGAUUUUCAAUAGGAAAAGAACAGAACUUUGAAGCGGUUAAAGUGAAUCAUUGUCUCAGAGGUGUAAGUGUUAGGCUGGCUUGCCUGGGAAGGUCCUAGUUUUAAAGAUGAGCUACUUCAUUUAGCAACAGGGAGCACUCUUUGGGUUCUGGCUUACUCUGGUGACUUCAAAAGUUAUCCUGGUGAAAACUUGUGGAUCUUUGUAUCUCCCUGAGCUGAAAGCCACUUUUUGUGAUUAUUCACAGCUUCUCUCUGCUGAACUGUCAUGUAAAAUGUAUGGUUCAAGGUCUGCGGUUACCCUUUUUCACUCUAGCAGUGAAUUAAUUCUGGUGUGACCACCAGAAUAAUUCAAUAUGCGUAUAACAUUUUCUUUCCGAGGUAGCCUUUGGCACAGUUAUUUUCUAAGUCUUAGAACUGUGUAUCUUUUAAAACGUAGAAGCUUUAUAAUACAGCAUUCAAGUUCAUGAAAACAUGGAAAUAAGCUGUUAUUGGAUAUAUGUUUAUACAACUAAAACACCUUGUACUGUAUUCCUCAUCCUCUAGGAUUUAUUUCUGCUACUCACUAUCUUUUAAAAAAUUAUUAUAUUUUUAAUUCACUGUUAAAUAGUCAAAUUCCCUGCAGGGUGUAACUGCACAUCAGGUAUCACUGAUUGGCCUUCCCUUAAAAUACAUAGGAAAAAUCCAGUAUGCCAGUCUUGUGAAUUAAUAACUAGGACUUAAGCUGUUAUUGUCAGCUUCUCUUUCUGCAGUAAGUUUGAUGAGGCCACUAUGUAUGAACAUAUUAGGAGAUGUGAAAUAAGUGCCUUGUAAAUUCCCUAUGGUUUCUUUUACAACUGAAGGACAGACUUCUACAGAAAUUGCUAUUGGUGUGAAGCUGAGGCUCUUUUUACCACAUGAUGAUGAUUCUUUAUUACAGGCUGAAUAAAUCUUAUCCAGUGAAGUCCUUAGGCAUGUGCUCUGCUUUUACCAACGUGGACCUGACAGGGUAACAAGGCAACUGUGUCAUUUUUCCAUGUGCGGAUUUGAGACAACUCUUUUAUAUUUAGUCAGUUGAAGCAAAUUCACAAAAUGUAGCAACAUACAACCUAUGAAAAGCUUAAGAAAUUUAUUAGAUGCACAGAUAAAGUGCUGUAACACAAACUCAUGUAAAUCUAUUUAAAAAUAAAUAAGAUACUGUUAAACCA
This is a messenger RNA of Gavialis gangeticus (Gharial), 6831 nucleotides long. RefSeq names its product collagen type IV alpha 6 chain (gene COL4A6). The transcript is spliced from 47 exons. Gene Ontology annotation, cellular component: collagen trimer; basement membrane. The record is from RefSeq and is a predicted model, not a curated record. Gene Ontology annotation, molecular function: extracellular matrix structural constituent. NCBI's taxonomy places the organism in Eukaryota, Metazoa, Chordata, Crocodylia, Gavialidae. The coding region runs from base 16 to 5184 and encodes 1722 amino acids.